Molecule: messenger RNA, 4012 nt
Organism: Porites lobata
Lineage: Eukaryota; Metazoa; Cnidaria; Anthozoa; Scleractinia; Poritidae
Source: the annotation of a GenBank genome assembly
AUGGCGUCGCGUUCGUCUCAAAUCACUUCCACUCAGCCGCGGCUCCAUGGUGCUUGUAUUCUUCCGGGACAUAUUCUUGUCAACGAAAGAUUCCAUGGUAGCGAGAUUGUUAAGGCUCUUCAAGGUUUGUGCUGUAAUUAUGAUGAUUAAUCACCUUGUUCGAUGAAAAUGGUUGGCGGGAAUUUCGCGCCAAAUUUCAAACUAAUAACACCAAAGCUAAGAAAAAAACCUGAUGUUUGAUUUUCUUGCCUAGUGAUAAGGUCAGAAGAGUUGCGUAGAGUAAGAAUUUUUUUUUCUCAUUUUUUUACUCUGUAGUGUUUUUCAGCCUGACAUUUUUACUGAAAUCAAGAAGUGACUCCUGCUGAAGUAAUGAUUGUUUAGUUGACGAUUGUCCGAGUUUUUCUAUGAUACACAGAGAUUUUAUUUAGUGAUUUUUUGUUUUGCCCGUAAACAACGCACAACUGGGGAGGAGGAGGAGGAAGGCGGAAGGUACAGUUGUACUCAGAAAGGCUUGGUGGGUUGCCCAGGCCUCCAAUGAGCAGCAGAACUCCUUUUUUAAAGAUUUUACAUUCCAAUAUUGAUACCCUGUUCUAGAAAGGGGGCAAUUUGGUUGCUAAAUUCCAGGGAUUUAUUUUCCUGUCAAUAUCAUUGCAUUCUAGAAAACAACCCACAAUUACCACCCACUGAGAAUUUGAGAAUACUUUGGUACCCCCACCACCCACCCCCAAUUGCCAAACAAGUGCCAAUUUUGUGUUUAGGUCUGAAAAUGGGUUUUGAAUUUGGGCCAGGUCUGAAAUGAGGAUUUCUAGGUCAGGUCCAAGGGAUUAUUUUUCUGGAGUGUUUUCUUUUACUAAAUUAGACACCAAGACUCUGUCAGCCAUUCCAGAUGUCCACAUUUCUGUUGUAAACUCUAUGUAUUACUGGUAUACUCCACUAUAGUAGAAAAUGAUACAUUUAUACUCUCUUAUCGCUGUACCCUAUCCUAACUAGACUGAACAAAUAACAGCUUGAAAGAGACCCAGUGUGAAGGGUCUGAGAUUGGAUUGGGAAACCAUACAUAUUGUAGGUGCCACUCCAUGGUGAUUGACUUCCUUAUUGACACAGCAACUGAUGUGCAUGAGUGAUUGAUUGACCCACCAACUGAAUAAAUAGUGGCUGACUGGCUGUGAGUCUUCCUUAAUAAUAAUUAUUGCCUGAUUAUCUGACAAUCAUUUUGAUUGACAGAGAGUCAUGUUACUGUUCAAGUUGAUGACUGUAUGGGAGUACUGGACUUCCAUCCAUCAUUAGAGGUAGGAGUUGUAUAUCUCACUGAAGCUGAUCUGGUGGCAGGAGGAGAUAGUUACAAAUCCAAGCUGCUCAAACUUGCCAAGGUACUGGAUACAUAUAGAAUAAUGGAUUGUUGGUUAAAGAUAAGCAGCAUCAACCCAAAUACUUUCUCUUAAAAGUAACACACCAUAUUGACUACCCAGGGCAAACAUUGAUGUCAUCUAUGCUUUAUUAAAGAUUGCAAAAUGCCUCUCACACCGCAAAUUUUUUUCAUGAAGGUUUUAUUCUUCAAUACUAUUAUUUCUCACUUUUGAGAAUCAAGGGAUACAUUUUGCAUAUUUUGCGAGGACCUUGCAAGAAAGUUAGAGAGGAUCUAUAAGAUGAAAAAGGGGUCCCAUUUUGCCAAAGAUAAACGAAUAUUUUCAUGGUAGGGAUUUGGAUCACUCAUGGUAAUGCACACGUCAACAAUCUACCAUUCCAACUGUAUUCAGCUUUGUUACUUUCCUUCUCUUUAGGCUUCAUUUAGGAAAGUUGUGUUAGCAGAAAAGACUUCUUUGAGUUCCCAGUACUUCUAUGAUCUACAGAAGUUCAUUGUUAUUGAAAGAGGCCUAGCACUUCUUCCAGUGACAUCACCUACUGAAGCAGGCAAAAUCUUGGCUCAAAUGGUAAAACCUCUUUUAUUGAAAACUUUCGGAAGGUUCUGUUCAAGUGUGUUCAACUUGCAGCUAAAAGUGCAGAACUAUUGAGAAAACUCUAUUCAAAGAAACGUUGGCUGAGAUCAAUGUUUUCCUAAUGGAACAACAUUACAAAGAUGGUUAUUUUAUUUUUUUGAAGGGUUUCCUUGUAGUGGCUCCAUAGGAUAUUUGUGUGAUACCAAAAUUCAAGCUUUAGUUCUCUCUUAUGUUUAGUGCUAUGAAAAUAUUGUUUUAGCCCUGUAAUUUAAUGUCAACCAUUAUUUUCAUGUUCUUUGAAAACUUCCUAAAAGUUGUAAUAUUUUGUAUUUUCUUACUGAUAAAAAAAAUUGUUUCCAGGUGUUUUUGGAGAGCAAGCCCCAAAACAACCCUUAUCGCAUCAAGGUAAAACCUACACCAACAGACCAAGCCUUACUGACAACCCUUCAGACAGUUCCAGGUUUAGGACAGAGAAAAGCAAUGGCCCUGUUAGCUAAGUUCAACAGUAAGAAAAUGAAUAUUAUUAUUCCGAUAACAUUCAUAUUACGACGGGUUUCAGGGCUUGAAAAAACUUGAAUUCCAGCUUGUCCAUUGGGCAAGCAGCUGUCUCAUUUUGCUUACCUGGGGCAACUUCUUGUUCUUCUUAGGGCACAACUGGCCGGCUGGACCAUAGCCUGACCAGUCAGUUUGAAAAUGAAAUAGGCUUUUACCAAGAGUUUUUGCUGAAAAACUUUCUCCUUCAUGCAUACUAUUUAGGAUUUGACUUAUCUGGCUGGAGAGUUUUGAUUAAAAGGGAAAUUAUUGUUGUGACGGGAAUGGUCUGGCCGGUCAGUUGUGACAAAUGGAAAGCGCCCUUACAGGUGUAGUUAACCCUGUAGUUUCAAGAUUGACCAACAUGAAUAUUCUCCUAACUAUAUCAAUACAUUACCAAGAGAAAAGGUUAGGAGAAUUAACAAAAUGAUUAACAAUGGAGAAAUACUUUGAUCUUUUAUCAAGUUCUCUCAACUAAAUCUAUAAGGCAAUGUAUGGACACUAGUGUGGAGAAUUUGUAUUUGGAUAUUGGGGCUUGUUAGAGGAUGACUUGCCUGGUCCCUUGCACAUUGGACACAUGAGCUUUAAAAGUUACUUGCCGAGCAAGAAAAUCUACCUGUCGCUAACUACCAUAAUGGACUUUUUUCAAGCCUUGGAUUUCAUAUUUGUUUUGUAUGAAAUCAGUUGAAGCAGAGCUAAGUGCCUUGUUUUGUUUCAGGCCAAACAUGAAAGGCAGAGUUGCCUGAGAUAUUUUUGGCAUAUUAUUCAACUUCGGUUACUAACAGUUUCAUACGACGGAUUUAAUUCGAAAUGUCAGGGAGAAGUAAACUAAUGUUUGGUAACAAUUUUUAAUGUAUAGCGGUGAACCUAGGGAUAAGUCCUACUUUCCUUUCAACUCCCACUUUCCUUUCGUCCCUUUAUCUAUACAGAAAAUCCACUGAAUCAAAGUUCCCUUUGUAAAAACUAGCUUUUUCAAAUUUGUUGUUUUCUCUCAUCUUUCAGGUAUUGAGCAAAUCAGUAAAGCAUCAUUUGCAGUAAGUAAUUUAGUAGUACAUGUAGUAUCAAAGUCAGUGAUGGGAAGGCAUCUCUGUAGUAUUAUUUGCAUAUGUUAAUCCCUGAAAAUAGAACCUGUAGACUUAAUCUUGCCAAUUCAGCUUUGGCAUAGCUUGAGAAUACAGCCCAGUACAUUUUGUGACGCCACCACCGGUUUCCCCCUGGGAAAUGAUGCCUGAGGAAUGAGCGCAGAAAUUCCUUAUUGAUGACUUGACACUUCCUAGAGCUGGGUAGUGUUUCUGAUGGGGUGAAACUUUGCUUCAUCCAAUCGGAAGCACAACCCAAAUCUGGGGAUUGAUACAUCAUCAGGACGGAAUUUCUGGGCUUGCUUGUCAGGCAUCAGUCACCUGUUUCUUCAGGCCAGCUUCGGCACUUCUUUUUGGUUUUUCACCUAUUUUGUUUUGUGUUAAUUUUAGUCUCUCGCUACUGUGGUGGGAAAAGCCAAUGCACAACAACUAAAGGACUUUUUCCAUCAGCAGCAGAGGAUGUAA